Messenger RNA from Lichtheimia ornata, 804 nucleotides. RefSeq lists its product as uncharacterized. NCBI's taxonomy places the organism in Eukaryota, Fungi, Mucoromycota, Mucoromycetes, Mucorales, Lichtheimiaceae. Gene Ontology annotation, molecular function: protein binding. The coding region runs from base 1 to 804 and encodes 267 amino acids. The transcript has 3 exons. The record is from RefSeq and is a predicted model, not a curated record.
AUGCGCCAUGAAGAAGCAAAUGGCAAAUUGGAUAUCAUACAGCCUUUUCUUUCGCUCUUUCGGUACACAACCACCCUUCUUACCUUACGGAUUUUUUCAGCAUCAAACUAUCAUACGAUGAUACUACACAUGCCUUCUGAAGUAUUGCUUCAUGUGUGUGAUUAUCUUGGGAUGGAUAGCAUCGCACGAUUGGCAGCAGCAUCUAGAUCUCUUCGAGAGGUGGUGUCAAAAUAUGACGUGUUUAGCUCGUCUCGUAUUGACAGCAAGGAUACCAAGAUCAACGAUGAUACAUUGAGACAUGGUGUUUUGGCUCAUGUAGCUUCCAAUGCUUCUUUUGUCGAUGUUUCCAAUUCGAACGUCACGCACGUGGGUGUGUACCAUAUUAUGAUAAAAUACACGCUGGUACGGUGUAUUCGUAUUACAGGAUCACCUGUGAAUGAGACUGAGCUUGCUCGCAAAUUGAUUAUCUAUUGCAGAAAACAUCCCCUUAAGAGGCCGUUGACCCUUGAGCUUGGACGACCCAAAAAGCCUCUCAGUGAUAAUUUCGUCAAAACCCUCAAGAAAGCGUACCCAGCCCUCACUUUGAAACGAUGGUUUUGCCCUUCUCGUCUUCUUGAUAUCGCCAAAUUCCACCGAUCAAGCAUAAACGAUCCCGACAACAUGCCAUGUCACGAAUGCUUUGAGAUAACACCAAGAGCAAAGUGUGAUGCAUGCAGCAUGACAACUUGUCCUCGAUGCAUGAACGAUAUCUAUUGCAUUGGAUGUAGCAACCAUAAACAUGGAUCAAAUCUCUCUUUCAAUUAG